AUGGGCUCAAAGAAUGCCAUUCAGAGAACAUGCCAAAGAUAUGUUGGUGAGACUUGCUUGGGUACCUGCGUGCUGCUGAAAGAGAAACCAUCAAUAUCCUGCAAAAAGGUAGUUUUUUCUCCUGUGGUGUUUGUGUGGAGCGUGCCACACACCCACUCCACAACAACGACGGCUUUUGCUUGCAUCUUCCAGUGUUUCUUCUGUCAGCAAGUUCAGCAGAGCUGCAACUCCUCCAGCGCCAGCGCAGACGAGCCCAGCGAAGAGAACCACGACAGUGAGAUGGUGAAGAUGACCAAGUCGAAAACCUUCCAGGCUUACCUGCCCAACUGCCACCGAACAUACAGCUGCAUCCACUGCCGAGCACAUCUGGCCAACCAUGACGAGCUCAUCUCAAAGUCAUUCCAAGGCAGCCAAGGACGAGCCUACCUCUUCAACUCAGUGGUGAAUGUGGGCUGCGGUCCAGCGGAGGAGAGGGUGCUUCUCACAGGUUUACAUGCCGUGGCGGAUAUCUACUGUGAAAACUGUAAAACCACUCUGGGCUGGAAAUACGAACAUGCUUUCGAGAGCAGUCAGAAAUACAAAGAAGGCAAGUUCAUCAUCGAGCUGGCACACAUGAUUAAGGACAAUGGCUGGGAGUGACCCGUCGACCGGCCUUUUCUCUGAUUAGUGACAUUUCGGGCCGCUCUGCAGCGGACUUCACAGAGUGACAACCCACACAUACACACACUCGCCACCUCCACCACGACGACACCCCGACAUAAACACACGAUCCCAGCGGUAACCUGAGACUCGAGUGGAGUUGAAGCGACUGAGAUAAAGCAAGAUUCUAAUUAAUCGUUCAUCAGUUCUCACUGACAGACGUGUGUCGUCUUUGAGAUAUAAAUGUUUAAUUUUGGAGAUUUACUUUACUUUCUUCCUGGUAUCAUUACUGGAUCUGUGCAUCCGUUGUAAUGUUAAUCUCUUUGUCGCAGAUGAGCAGGGAAAGACUAUAUGUGUGUUUGUGUGUGUGUGCUGGUCGCUUUUCAUGCAGGAAUAUUUCUGAUGGAAUGAUGUUACUGGUUAGCAUUUUCUCCCUCUGGUUACAUCAGUAAGCACGCUGAGUUUGCAUCCGGUGGGCGGAUGGGAGGGGCUUGAGCGUCUAGCUAGAUUUUAGUGAGGAGUAAAAGUCACCUGGGUGAGAUUUGUGAAGGGGUGGGCUUAUGUAGCAGUAUCUUGAAUAUCGGAUAGGUUGGAAAUGAGGUGUUUAAGCAUUGCAGUGGCAUUUUGUAUUUAUGAUGCGUAUAUCCCCUUACUUCAUUGUGUUUAGAUUUUUUUGGUCCUUUUUCUUUCCUUCAGUGACUUCACUGUGGUGCAAUUUGUGUGACCUGCGUUGCAGUUUGACCUCACGCAGGACUUCUCUGUCUAGCUGUCAUUGGUGCUUAGGCGAGAUCAUAAACGUGUAGCUUUUAGUGUUGAAUCAGCAUUUGUGGCAGGUUCCAUUUUUGCAUCACUACUAUAAGUACAAAUACAGUUUUAUUAUACUGAACGCACUGGACAGCAGGGGAAAGCUGAACCACACCCACACUUCACCUCCCUCCCUUCCAUCCUGUAUCGUGUCAUUUCUGAUCACAGAUUCUAAUCACGCGAUUGCACGAUUGUGCUCGGACACCCCGGUGUGUUAGCCGAGUGUUGUUGCAUGAUGUUGAACACUUCAUGCUGCGUACUUGAAUGCAGUUGUUCUGUUUGCACUUUGCAGAGGCCUUGCUUGUGUGUUUAGAGGCAAAUCUGUCUGAUUUUAAUGACCUUUUCAUGGGAUGAUUCCAGUUGCUUCGAAUAGAUUUUUAGGGUCGGGUGAUUGCUGGUUUGAUUAUCCCCCUUAAGAUUAAAUAUUCUGCAGCUUUUCUUUUCACCAGUUUAGGUUUUUGCCUAAUUUUUAUAAAAUGCUUGCCAACAAUCACAAACUAGGGGUGUAACGAUAUACAUAUAAGGUAUAAAUAUUUUUGGAAUACAGGGGUUGCAAUACAGUGUGCUGCAAAUGAAAUACAGACUUAUACCUUUACUGCUUUAACACAUUGUAUUUAAUGUGUAAAAAGCUUUUAAACUCUUAAAUUAAAUAAAUCAUCACCUGAGCAAACUAGUUCCAACCAGCCUCCAAUUUAGCUUCUGAUCUGUAGUUGCAGCGCAUUGUGUGUCAGCAUUGAUGAUAAUCUUUGGCACCUGUUUGCAUAACCACAUUUCCAAUCUGAUUCACACAAACAGGGAAACUUUUCUGGUGUUUGGUUUAAAUGCGUAUUAAAAAUCCACUUUACUGUGUUGUUAAAAUGAUUGUGUAUCGUUACCCCGCUGUCACAAACAUUAGAAAUUGGGCCAAGAAAAAUAAAUAAGAUAUCAAUUCACAAAUCAGACCCAAAAUGAAAACGACGUAUUGCAAAAACCAGUGCUGCUAUUUCACAAACGCAAUCGGAGCUUUCACUUUACCUGCACUUUAGUAGAGCCAUGUGAGCGAGCUUGAGUGGUUCUGUCCUUUGCUCAGUCCUCCUCCACGUCUUUGCCUCUAAGCAGCAUAAAUCUUGUGCCUCUUCAAACAUUACAUCAAAAUAAAACUCUCUUUCUCCUGUUGUGCAGUGCAUGACUUACCUGUGGGUGAAAAAGACAGAAUUUUUAUCCAGAAGCAUUCUAGCCAAUAUUUUUAGUAAUCGUAGCUGGUAAAGUUAUUUUGCGAUGAAGCGAUUGUAUUAUAAGCAUUAAAGGGCCGGGGUUCCGAGUCAUAAUUAACAGGAAGGGCGGGCUUUCUUCCAGUAGUGAGCAGGGCAUCAAGUGUAGAUUUUUCUUAGUCGGGUUAAGAGAUUCUUGGAGAUGAUUCUUUCUCAGCAUCCCUCUACAAUAAGGUCAGUCAGGUCACAUGACCUUCUAAUCAGCCGAAGUCAAUGCAAACAGAAUAGAUGUAGAGAAAUCUUACUUGAAAAACAGCUACAGACAAGACAUUGUCCCUGUUUCACAGUUUUGUACAUAGAGUAACAUAUUUAAGGUUUUAUAAAUACAGUAUAUAUGAAUAUAUACAUAUUCUACAUAUUUCUACUGGGUUAGUCCUUUACUUCCCUGACUUGAAGCACUUUUGUUCACUGUACCUCUGGCUUUGCAUAUUUUCGUGUGUAUUUGUGUGAGAAGGAUUGCGUGAAUGCGUGAGUUUUUCUCUAUCAUUGUUAUUCGUAUGUUUUAGCUGUUUGUAAUGAACUACACAUCUUUUCUUAUUUCUUUUUUAUUUACUGUCUUGUAGCUUGAAGUGAAUUUAAUAUUUAUUUGGAAUUAAAUGGCUUGUUUUUUUUCUCCUGAUGGUUCUUUUUAUGAAAGUAGCUCUGCUGGUCCUGGUUUAGCAGCGUGUUUAGUGGUGAGCUGGAUUCACCUGCCGAAACAUAAAAAAAUCUUAACCAAGACCUGAUUUUUCAAAAAACUUUUAAAAAUAUUGAGAGGAAACCAGUGUCAUUAAUAACACGUCAUUGCUUUGUUUCAUGCUUGACUUUUUGCAAAGCUGCAAUCAUGACUGUCUGAUGUGCAGGAAAUUCAACCAAAAAAAGAUUGAAAUUGUGACAUUUUGAGCAGCAAUAUAGUAAAUAAUAAGUAGUUUCUCUCUUCCUUAGGCUGAGAAUUUGUACUAUUUGCUUUGGUGACACUGGUUUCAAUCCUAUCUGGUCAUAGGACGCAGUACAAAACAAAUCUGGGGGAAACAAUCAGACGUGUGAAUUAAUUUCUUAGAAUUUUCAUCUACGGUCUAAAGCAUGUUGUAUUUAUGGCUAUAUUAAGUCGUGCCUAUUUUUUUCUUGAAUCAAAAAAGGUGUAUGCUUUUUUGUUUUCCUUUUUACUUGAUUAUGUUGCUUUGCAUUCUGUCCUAGUAAAGAAAUGUCACGUGUCUGUUUUUUCACUGUAUUGGAAACUAUCGGCUAUCACAAUAAAGCUUAAAUGGA
Trichomycterus rosablanca is the source of this 3941-nucleotide messenger RNA. RefSeq names its product yippee-like 1 (gene ypel1). The transcript has 6 exons. The record is from RefSeq and is a predicted model, not a curated record. Lineage: Eukaryota; Metazoa; Chordata; Actinopteri; Siluriformes; Trichomycteridae. The coding region runs from base 1 to 639 and encodes 212 amino acids.